Westerdykella ornata is the source of this 2918-nucleotide messenger RNA. RefSeq lists its product as uncharacterized. The coding region runs from base 226 to 2742 and encodes 838 amino acids. Gene Ontology annotation, molecular function: protein binding. The record is from RefSeq and is a predicted model, not a curated record. NCBI's taxonomy places the organism in Eukaryota, Fungi, Ascomycota, Dothideomycetes, Pleosporales, Sporormiaceae. The transcript has 2 exons.
CCCUUGAGACGGUCACUUCUCCGCCACACGACUCCCUCAACGGCCCAUACAGUUAAUGAUGCUCCCGCGAUGCAUCGCAGGUCUACACAUGGCCGCGGCCCGAGUGACCGCGCGUCGAGCGAGCCUGCAGGAGACGACGAUGCGGAACCCAGCAGCUCUUCUCCCGUCUCCCUCUUCACGUCUCGUCCCUUAGCAUACUCCCGGGCAUCUGCGAAUAUAUCGACCAUGAUGACUUCGUCCGCGCAUCGCGACUUGCAACUUUCCAGUGCUCAGAAAGAUGCAGACGACCCCUCCUCUCCCGUCGACGCUCGGCGCGAAACGGAGCCAGGACCAUUCGAAUACACGAGUCUAGCUGUACUUGCGGCGGACGUGGAAGUGGGAAACGCAGGUACCCCAUCAUAUAGCAAAGCGUCUGGGCCAAUGUACCUGCGAGCGUCCAGCGAAGCUAUGCCACUCCCAGACCACAUGUACAGGCGGGGAUUCCUAGAGGGACGCCAUUCAGACAUCACUGUGAAUGCUUUCGGAAAGAGCUACAGCCUCCAUCGAUUGGUGCUUGACCGCGCUCCGUUCUUCACAAGCGCGCUUUCUGAACCCUGGCUCGAGAGCCGGCAAAAGGAGAUCACCAUAUAUCCUGAUCAGAUCGAUAACAACAUAACGCAGGCGUCGUUUGAACUAGCAAUCAAGAGACUAUAUGGUUAUGAUAUCUCCAACGAGUGUGACGGCGAGGCCAUCGGCCUGUUUGCUACUGGUUGUUGGCUCGAGACACAGGAUCUGGUGGAUCUCGCGAUUGAGUCCAUCCUGCGUCAGAUGACACCAGGGAGUCUUGCGCCGCUUAUAAGACUGGUUACGCACAACUAUUACGGCCGUUCCGGUGAUCGCAUCCUCGAAUCGGCCAAAGCGAUGCUCAGCCGGACCGGAUGGGAGAUGCCGUUGAGAUACUGGGAUGGCAUGCCCGGUGAUGUGGUCCGAGAGCUAGUCGCCUCGGAUGGCUUCUACGUGUAUAGUGAAUGGGAUCGAUGGGUCCUUGCCAAACGUUUGCUAGACCGGCGGCUUCGGCAAGCGGCAAUGCAUUCUGGGUUGAUUGAGCGAGGGAAGAGCAUACCCAAAGCGCCCGAUGGUCUCCGCCUCAUGGCAAUACGCUUCAACGCAGUGUAUCGCCAAAAUUCCAUGACGCUGGGUCAGAGCAUGUCCGAUCACCAUGCUCCUUGGGUAAGUCUCUAUACCGACCCCGACAUCGAGCCAAUCCUGGUGCUGCUGGACGAGGGGAUUCAUUAUAUGCAUAUGGAGUACGAGCAGUUGGACUUCCUCAGAGGUGUUCGUGAUAUCUUUGGCCUCCCUGUGCUACCUGAGAAAGUCAUUUCGGACGCUUUGUGGCAACAACUCGCGCUCAGGCAAAUGGUACUCAACGCCGACGAGUCGGCACAGGAGCUUGGAUUAUGCAAGACGCCACCCCAGCCAUCCAGUCCUCCGCUCAGGUUCAAGGAGAAGCAGAAGGCUACCAUAUCCUCAGAUGACACUGAGUCCGACCCUCAGGCCGAAGGCUGGGAUGGCACUGCCAAACCGCGGAAAUUCUGGAUUCCCAGCUCUGACUGUAACAUCGUCCUCGGAAAUGGUGCUGACCCUGUUGUGACAACGUCGCACUCCUUUCAGCGACACGCGAACCGGCUCUCUGCCACGAUUCAGCCCGAGGACGCGCAAUGGGCCACUGACUUUGCAUCGUCACCAGCGAAUAUGGCCAACCCGAAUACGAGGGCCGACCCUCUAUCAAGGCCAAUCUCUGCUGGCGGCAGUAACGCUGGACAGCCGAAGCCGUUUGCGUUCACGGAAUUUCCCCCCUUCCGCUUCUCUGCAGAAUUUCCAAAUCCCCGUAGCUUGAAGGAGAAGAAGAGAGUAUACUCGCGCACAGUGUUCUAUGCCGGCUCACUCUGGAACAUUUACAUUCAAAAAGUAAGGACGGCGAAGAAUGUCCAGCUCGGUGUCUAUCUCCAUCGUGCGAAGGAGCGCGAAGCGGAUGAACAACCGGGCAGCGGCUUAUCUCAACAAAACACCGGCUCCGUCGACGAGAGGAUUGGCCAGCUAGAAAGGGCUAUGAUUCUUCGCAGUGAAAGGGGCCGACGCGUCGUCAGUGCCCGCAAUCUUGCUGUAAACUCGACAAUGGGAGGAGAUGAGGGUGGCAGCGGCAGCGAGGCAGAUGCAACCCUUGUGGCUACUGGAUCGAGAAACCAUCUCUUCGCGUCCAGAGACACACGGCUUAACCGCGACAAUGUAUCUGCGGCCCGUUGGUCAUCAGCCGAUCUCAUCCGCUCGGCUUCGCCCGUAACCACGGCAAGGCAGUCACAUUCAGUGGAUACGUACUCGGCGUCGGAUGAAGACUCCAGCGAUUCGCAUGAGGACGAGCCAGCGUCAGCAUAUCCCAAUCCGAGUCUCGUAAGCCACGGAUCACGGAAGUCUCGUGGUAGCACGCCGACACUACCUCCGUAUGUUGAUCGGCGGCCGACCAUCAAGACAUAUUUCAAGAUAUACAGCCCGUCCAAGGGAGGCAGGGUGCUGAGUAUCUACGAGAGUGCGCCCGACCGCUUCAACUUCAGUCAGAGCUGGGGUUGGAAGAGCAGUACGUUGAUGUUGGAUGAGGGCGUCGUUGGUGGGAGCGCACAUAGCGGUAGCGAUGACUUUGGCGAGGUAUCCGGCAAGAAGAAGAGCGAAGGAACUUUGAGGUUCAUGGUAGUGAUUGGGAAUUUGUGAUGCUGGGUCGAGCUUGUUGGUCAUGGUAAUAGCGAGCACGAAAGGAAGGCCUCCUAUUCUGGGAGUACUGUCGCUGACUAAGCGUGCAUUCAGUCACGAAGUCGUUGAAGUACUCCGUACACACUAUCAUAGGCUAUAGCUAUUCUGCAGCACUGAAAGCCUGGAUUGCCAACCUG